Molecule: messenger RNA, 4230 nt
Organism: Tribolium castaneum (red flour beetle)
Lineage: Eukaryota; Metazoa; Arthropoda; Insecta; Coleoptera; Tenebrionidae
Product: irregular chiasm C-roughest protein
Exons: 14
Coding region: 588-3056 (822 amino acids)
Biological process (GO): cell-cell adhesion
Cellular component (GO): cell-cell junction; plasma membrane
Molecular function (GO): cell adhesion molecule binding
Source: RefSeq, a predicted model, not a curated record
UCGAAGUAGCGAAUCGGUGAUUUUCACCAGUUUUUCCGGACGCACCACGAGUUUCCCGACCACAUGAUAACACAAAACUUGUGUCAAAUCGCUGCUUGUUUGAUUAACUUUGCCCCAUCCAGGGCGCCACAUAGACCCUUAAACUUUUCACCAAAGUGAAAAACACUAAAAACAAUUUUGUCAAUUUAAGCUGUCUGUGAAAUAAACAUAUCGUUGUGCUAGGACUGUUUCAACGAAUUAUUUUGUCGUGUUUUCGGAUUAUUGCAAGAAGCUGAGUCCUGGAGCGAAUCCAUCAACAUCCUUUAACGAUGAUCGUCUGCUCUAAGCAUCCUUUCCAAAAGUGACAGUGUUCCACCAGAAACACAGUUGAAGAUGGUAAAGUCUACUGCCCAGUGUUAUCCGGGCUAAAGCUGACCGAUUCAAUUGCCGAGGGCGCGGAUGCGGUCUCGAACAGUUUCAUAAGCGGAAGGCCGUUCUCCGUCACCAUGUGGAAGGUAUAUAAAAUAAUUGCAUCCAAGAUUCUGCGCCGCCCGUCUGAGAUGCUUUGAAGCAGAGCAAUUAUUUAGAGAUAAAAUAAGACAAUCAAGAUGGCAUCAUCGCACAAGUUCCUGCUGCUCCUCCUGCGGAUGGCCGGUCUGUGGCUUGUGAAUGCAGCAGGAGCGCUCCGCGAACAAAAGUUCGCAAUGGAGCCCCAAGACCAGACGGCCGUGGAAGGGUCCAGGGUGACGCUGCCCUGCAGAGUUAUCGACAAGAGCGGCAUCCUGCAGUGGACCAAGGACGACUUCGGCCUGGGCACGCACAGGAAUCUCAGCGGAUUCGAUCGCUACUCCAUGAUUGGCAGCGAUGAAGAAGGCGACUAUUCCCUGGACAUCUACCCAGUGACGUUGGACGACGACGCCAAAUACCAAUGCCAAGUGUCUCCCGGUCCCCAGGGCCAGCCGGGAAUUCGCAGCCAUUACGCGACGGUGACUGUGCUCGUGCCCCCCGAUCCGCCCAAGAUCGUGCAAGGGGAUUACCUGGUCACGACGGAAGACAGGGAAAUAGAACUGGAGUGCAUAAGUCACGGCGGGAAGCCGGCGGCGGAAAUAACCUGGAUUGAUGGCCUGGGAAACGUCCUAACAGACGGAAUUGAAUAUAUCGUCGAGGAGCUAUCAGACGGCAGGAGAUUCACGGCCAAGUCAAUACUCAAACUGACGCCCAGAAAGGACCACCACAACACCACCUUCACCUGCCAGGCCCAGAACACGGCCGAGCGGACGCACCGGUCCGCCAAACUCAAGCUGGAGGUAAAAUAUGCGCCGAAAGUCACGGUCUCUAUCCUGGCGGGAGCCACGCAGAGCGGAAGGAUUCCUGAGGGGGCGGAGGUCAGACUGGGGUGUCAUGCGGAUGCUAACCCUGCAGACGUCACCUACAGGUGGUUCUUGAACGAUGAACCGUUAAUUGGGGGAUACACCACCGAGAUGGUUAUUCACAACGCGACCAGGAAAUAUCACGACGCUAUUGUCAAAUGCGAAGUGCACAAUGCAGUUGGCAAAAGCGAGGAGAGCGAAACGCUGGAUAUUAGUUACGGUCCCCAGUUUCGCACAAAGCCGCGUUCAGUGCAGGCCGACCUGGGCACAAGCGUAACUCUGACCUGCGACGUGGACGGUAAUCCCCUUCCGGAGAUAUCGUGGUUCGACGAAAAGCACAAACGAAUCAUCCACAACAGCCCCAAUUUAACGUUGCGCGUCGAUCAAGAGACGGCGGGAAGAUAUUUUUGCAAAGCCCACGUUCCCGGAUUUCCUGAAAUCGGUGCGGAUGCAACAAUUUACCUCAAAGGCCCUCCGUCUAUAGUUAGCCACCGCACUCAGUUCGGCAUCGAGGGCGAUAAUGUUCGCGUCGAGUGCACGAUAUUUUCCAUACCGCUGCCAGAGCGAAUCGUCUGGACAUUUAACGGACGAGAGAUCGACAUUCACGACCAAGAUUAUACGAUAUUGGAAGAUCCCUCUCCUGAGGGCAUCAAAUCUACAUUGGUAAUAAGGGAAUCUCAGGAGAAACAUUUUGGCAUGUAUAAUUGCAGCGUCACGAAUCCGUACGGAAGCGACGUCGUUGAAAUUAAUCUGAUGCAACAAAAAAACGUCCCGUCAAUCAUCAUCAUUUUCGGCGUCGCUGCGCUGGUUAUACUCGUCUUUAUUGUGAUUUUGGUCGUUUUCCUGUGCCAGAAACAGAGCAAGAAGAAGCCGCCACCAGAAACUGAUGCCAAUACAAUAGAAAAACAAUGCAAAGAAUCUGACAGAAGUUCCAAUAUCUCCGACUUGAAACUGGAUCUGAGGACGGGCUCUUCAAACAGCAAUGUGCACUGUGACAUGGAUUAUAUUCCCGGGGCGGAGUCCGAAACAGGAAGUGAGUCUGUUAUAACGCGAAUCGGUGUCCCUUUAGCUGGCCCCGUCAAUGUUUCAGGGCAAGAAAUCUACCGCUACUCCGCCGAUUACACCGAACCAAGCUUCCCGCCUAAAGACGGCCAGAACAACAACGGCUACGUGCCAUACGUGGACUACUCGCGGGACUACAACCCCCCGAUGAUGCAGCCCCCCAUCUCGUCCUCGCUGGACCCCGGGCGCGAGAGCCUGCAGUCCACGCGCCUGCAGCUCAACUCGCUGCAGGCGCACCAGGUGUCCGGGCAGAACCUGCCGUUGAACGACCUCUCCGACCUGCACCUGGCGCAGGGCGUGCCCAACGGGGGGCUGCCGGGGCUGGGGCCCAUCGACCCGCGCUUCAGCGCCACCUACGGCAACCCCUACCUGCGCAACCCCAACGUGGGGCUGCCCACCCCCAACACCGCCAACCCGGCGGCCACGCCCGCGCCGCCCCCCUACUCGCGGGACAGCUCCCGGAUAGCUAGUUCUAGUGCUAUGAUGACUGCCAGUGCGAACGUGGCGAACACGGUGGUGGCGAACGGUGCCAACGGGUCGGUGCCCCAGGUGACGCGGCUUCCGAACUCCCCCACGAGUCAAUACAUAGUUCCCAAUUCGAACAUGGCAACGAUCAAGAGAGGUACUAUGGCCACGCACGUAUAGUGCGCUGGGACUUAACGCAAAAGAGAAGACUGAAGCCUGUAUCAAUCGAAAUUUUUCACUACUUGUUUUGGUAGGAUUUUACGCCGAAAUUCGUGUACAUGUCUAGACAAUUAAAUUAAUUGACCGAAUUAUUGAUUAAAACUUAAUCAGAGCGUACAGUACUGCUAGCCUGUUACUCAGCCUCAGUUUGAAUACAAGUGACGUCUCAGAACGGAACAUAUCAUAUUGAUAUCAUUAGCAAUCGGACGAAUUGAAUGAUGCAAUUUUUACGUGCAAUACGCGAAAUUGACUAUUUUUUAUUACUUGUAUUUGAAUAUGGAGACAGGUUUUCAUAUUACCUUAGACUAGUGUACAUAUCAAGGUCAGCAGACGCGUUUUUAACAUGUCAAUUCUUAAAAUCUUUCAAAAUUUCUACGAUUCAGUGUCAUACUACUUGAAAAUUUCGUUGUCUAGAGGGAGAUUAACCUGCCGUUGUGACGAGAAAUAUUAAUCAUCUAUGCGCUUCCAGAUAAUAUGUAAAACAUGUCUGUGUUCGUUUUAUUUCAUUCCAGAUUUUGUUACGUCUUAGGAGAAUUUAUUUUUUUCAUGGUUUCGCUAAAUUGUGAGUAGCUCGGCUUUUUAUGGCACACUGUUAUGAACUAUUGAAAGAAAUAAAUUUGUUAUGAAUGGAAAUUUUAGAUAAAUAUACCAAAGAUAUUUUUUGUAUAUUACUAUAACAAAUGUGUAUAUUUUUAAGUGAGUCCAACGACGCAUCCACUGAUUUUUAUACCGUAUCGUACUUGCAUUUUGUCCUUGGUGCAAUUCAUUUACUCCUUGUACUUAAAUGUAUGCAAUUCGUUGCUUUACUAUUUGCUCAUUUUUUAUUUUGUAUUUACUUGUAUAUUUGUAUAUUUUGCUGUACAUUUUUAAUACCUAUCAAAUUUGAUUACAUAUCAGUUACGUUAUCUUCCAGUCUAAUUUGCAUGUUUUGUGUAAAUGACGUUUUAUCAGUUUGUAGAACGAAUGAGUGAUAUGUUAUAAAGGAUGAUAGAUUUAGCUCAACUUGUACAUAUAGAAUUUUACGACGUUUUCUAUGCUAGAAAACACUGUUACUACUGUGUAUAAAUUUUUUUAAAUCUUAACGAACAGCAAUAUUUAUAAAACUUUGUGAUUGUAAAAUAAAUAUGCCUACUUA